AUGGUCGGCCUACUCCUCGUCCCGUACAAUGACAGCAUGCGCCUCGGCCAGGGGUACGACUCGUUUCUCCAGGAGGCGCGCGCGGACGGCGCAGUGACCUUUGGCAAGGAGCGCAUCUCGCAAACAAGCAUCGACCACACGGCGCCCGUGUCGCAGGUCGUCAGCUACUCGUCGCGGUUCGUCGAGAAGCUCUCGGAUAUCACGCAGUCGAUGAAUAUCUCGGCGGGCAGUUCGAUCAAGAGCGGGACGAUCGAGGUUUCGGGGAGUUCGCUCACCGUUGAUGAGGCCAAGUUCUCCUCGUCUGAUAUCAAUGCCGUUGUCUCGGUUAAGGUGAUCAAUCGCUUCGUCGAAGGAGGCGAACUGCACGGCAUCGUCUCAGUCCGAGCGCUAGACCGCAGCAAAAAAAGCAGCAUCGAGUCCGCCCUCAAGAGCGCCUUAAACAGCGCAACCGACAACAAAGACUUUACCCUCUCAGCAUCCGGCGUCGCGGGGGGUGUGGAUUCGGCGCUGAGCGCAUCCGAAACCACCAUCUCAGUCAACUGGAUGGGCGGCGGGCAGGUCAAAAACGAGCACGAUGAAUGGUCGCUGCAGGAGCUCUUCAAGGCCGCCGCCGCAUUCCCUGCGCGUGUGAGCAAAACACCCAAACGCACGCAUGCCAUCCUAACCAAGUACGAUAAUAACCUCAGCUUCCUGGCCUGGGCGCAGCCGCGCCAGAUCAAGAUCCCGCAGUAUGAUGCCUCGUAUGCGUAUGCGCGCGAGUUGUUGGAUAUGUAUAUGACGUACAAGGCGCAUAUGACGCUCAUACAGGCUGCGCUGGCGGCGCCGGAGAAGUAUCAGAGGAGUGAGGCUGUGGAUGCGGUGGAUGUUUCGAUCCGCGGGCUGGCGACGACGCGGAAGAUGAUUAGGGCUGAGAUGUCGACUAUUGUGGAGGAUAUUGAUAAAUUGGAUAAACACCCUGAGUUGGCUAAAGCGAUAGAGGCUGAGUCUCGAGUAACGGCGCCAGAGCUCUGGGCCGUUCGGCUGCCAGUCAAAAUCUCCAACGGUUUUGGAACAAGUGAUGCAGAAGCGGUGCAAAUGAUCGAGAAUGGGCUUCUGCAAUUCUCAUUUGAGAACGGUCCCCCAGUCGAAGAGCCCGCAGCCCCCAAACCAGAUCCCAUCCGACAGGCCCUAGAGGAGACAAUGGCAUCCACGCAGGCUGAAUGCGUCAAGCUUGCAGAAAAAGUCGCCGAGACGCAACGGGCUCUCGAAAUCACGCAGGCCGAGCUUGCACGUACGCAGGAGCAGCUCGAGUCGUCCCGCAAGGCUCAGGAGGCAGCGACUGUCGACCACCGCGUCGCGCUGGAAGCUGCACAGCGAGACGUCGAGGCGUCCAAGACCGAUACCGUCCGCGUGCAGACUGCGCUCAGUCGGCUUGAGAGUUAUGUCAGUUACCCAGCCAACAGUGCCGUUUGCAUUCUCUCGGUCGUUUAUGGUUCGCGUUUUUACGAUAAUAAGCAGUCGGUGAUUGACCGGUUGCGGUACCUGAUUGAGCGGCAUGAGGAAUUCAAGAUCACGAACGAUGUUUGCGAGGAUGACCCGCUGUACGGUACUCGCAAGAUGUUGGUGGUGGUGUAUCGGUUCACCGAGAGCUCGCGGGUCGGACGCAUACGAGUUCUUGCCGGGUGGGAGGGUGACUCUGCCCGGUUUGAUGCGCUGGAUUCGACAUAG
Messenger RNA from Aspergillus udagawae, 1707 nucleotides. RefSeq lists its product as uncharacterized. The coding region runs from base 1 to 1707 and encodes 568 amino acids. Lineage: Eukaryota; Fungi; Ascomycota; Eurotiomycetes; Eurotiales; Aspergillaceae. The record is from RefSeq and is a predicted model, not a curated record. The transcript is spliced from 4 exons.